ACCGUCUCCUCCUCAUAUCCUCCGUUGGCAAUUCAAGAAUCCAACCCGGAUGCCACGAUGCCAGAACCAAUCUGCUUCCAUGCGAGCGCUCCCACGGUGAACAUCUCGACCGAUAUCGGCUGCCCCAGCGGCGCCGCUCUCUCGUGUGGUCUAAACAUCUCCCGCUUCUUGGAGAACGCCACCGAGCAGGACGUGGAGGAAAUGUGCUUGAGCGAAGAGGAAUACAUGUCCAUGGAACUGGGGCCCCCGAGGUCUCCGGUCUUCCUUCCCGUCUGCGUCACCUACCUGACCAUCUUCACGGCGGGCGUCUUGGGCAAUUCCCUCACCUGCGCGGUCAUCUUGCGCUACAAAGUGAUGCAGACGCCAACCAACUACUACCUUCUGAGCCUGGCUGUGUCCGACCUCCUGGUUCUACUUCUGGGCAUGCCGCUGGAACUCUACGAGAUGUGGCAGAACUAUCCGUUCCUGUUCGGGGAGGGCGGCUGCUACUUCAAAACCUUCCUGUUCGAGACGGUCUGCUUCGCUUCCAUCCUCAACGUCACGGCCCUCAGCGUGGAGCGUUACAUCGCCGUGGUGCACCCCCUCAAGGUCAAACACAUGACCACGUCCACUCACGUCAAGAGGGUGGUCUUCGCAUUGUGGUCGCUCUCCAUGCUGUGCUCCGUUCCCAACACCAGCCUGCACGGGAUUGCGGUGCUGCCGCCACGGUUCGGACGAGACUUCCCGCGCUCUGCCAUCUGCCAGUUGGUCAAGCCCAAAUGGAUGUACAACCUGAUCAUCUUGAUUUCCACGCUGGUCUUCUUCAUCCUGCCCGUGCUGAUCAUCAGCAUCCUCUACCUUCUGAUCGGACUGCAGCUGCACAAGGAGAGGAUGCUGAGCACGGUGGAGGACGCGUGCAGCUUUGGACCGGAAAGCCUCCGCAGAUCCCACAAGCAGAAAGUGAACAAACGCAACCUUCAAGUCACCAAAAUGUUGUGUGUGCUGGUGAUCGUUUUUGGUCUGUGUUGGGCUCCCUUCCACGUGGAGCGUCUGAUGUGGAGUCUCAUGGACACGUCGCUCGAGGGGCACCUGCGGAUCUUCGAGCACAUCCACGUGGUCUCGGGCGUCUUCUUCUACCUGAGCGCCGCCGUCAACCCCGUCCUCUACAAUCUCAUGUCCACGCGUUUCAGAGAAAUGUUCCGACACAUCUGGUGCCACAGCGACACCUGGUCGCUGCGCUCCAGCUUAGAGAGCCAGAAAGCGCAGCCAAGCGUCAGAUGGACUCGAACGGCCACGUUGACGCAAAAUACGUUCAACCGGGAUGGCUGAAUUAUUCAGACGGCGGUUGUUUGAUAAGCGAAC
This is a messenger RNA of Hippocampus zosterae (dwarf seahorse), 1341 nucleotides long. RefSeq names its product neuromedin-U receptor 1-like. Gene Ontology annotation, cellular component: plasma membrane. Bases 58 to 1308 code for a protein of 416 amino acids. Gene Ontology annotation, molecular function: neuromedin U receptor activity. The record is from RefSeq and is a predicted model, not a curated record. Gene Ontology annotation, biological process: G protein-coupled receptor signaling pathway. The transcript is spliced from 3 exons. Lineage: Eukaryota; Metazoa; Chordata; Actinopteri; Syngnathiformes; Syngnathidae.